Messenger RNA from Baudoinia panamericana UAMH 10762, 1117 nucleotides. RefSeq lists its product as uncharacterized. The record is from RefSeq and is a predicted model, not a curated record. Gene Ontology annotation, molecular function: monooxygenase activity. Lineage: Eukaryota; Fungi; Ascomycota; Dothideomycetes; Mycosphaerellales; Teratosphaeriaceae. The coding region runs from base 318 to 722 and encodes 134 amino acids. The transcript has a single exon.
AGUAGGGCUGAAUCCCCAUCAUGGCAAAAGAUGUCAACCCUCACCACAGACUCUAGAGAAGCUUGACCCGUCGCUGUUCCACCGAAAACAGACAUCAUUGCAACUAAUGCUGUGGAGAUGUCUGCAAAGUUGACUAUUACAGUAGUGGGUGCCGGCAUCGGUGGGCUCAGAACAGCCAUCGCGCUGCGUCAAGCUGGUCAUAACAUUACAGUUUGUGAAAGGGCCUCGCUCUCCCACGGAAUGGGAUAAGUUUUGCGAUCACGCGUAACGGAGGCCACGUGCUCAGGAGUCUUGGUCUUGACUUCCGGGAUGCACGCAUGUGCACGUCAAACGGCGUGACGAUCGUACGGGCCGGCACUUUAGAGGAUAAGGUACCUCCCCAAUCACAAGCCGGGGGUGAAGCACAGUACGGCCUGCAGUCGCACACGGUACUUCGGAUUGACCUGCAUGCUGCUCUGUUGGCUUUGGCAAGGUCUCCGCAAGGCGACGGUCCUCGUGUUCGUUUCGUCGUCGAGACGCAGGUGGUUGUUUACGAGCCAGGGUCCGGAAGUAUAAUUUUGGAAGGUGGCCGUAAAGUUGUUGCCGAUCUUGUAGUAGCGGCCGACGGCGUGCACUCGAAGGCUCGUUCAUACAUCGUUGAGCAUUGUCCGGCGUCAGACUACACUGGGUGCUGCAUCUUCCGCUUCGCUGUUUCGAUGAAAGAGGUAUCGCGAACGACUUGACAGCGCCGUCGCUAGUGGCCGGUGAGGGCUGGUCCUCGUUCUUCGUAUCUCAAGAUGGCCAGUCUUGGCUCGUGAGAUACUACUGCCGAGACUGCGAGCUUCGGAAUUUGGCCUUUACACUCUCCGGACACCUGCUGUCGCGGAUGGCCAGGAGCGGCAGACCCGCUUUCGAACGGACAGAGGUCAACUAUGGCAAAAGAUGGAGAGCGCUGGUUCCCAUCCAGCUUUCAAGGAGCUGGCAAGAAAAGCCGCCGAGGUGUGACCUCUCUGGCGAUGUACCACAAGGGAACCACUGCCAACAUUCAGCAAAGGGAAGCUGGUGGUCGUAGGUGACGCUCAGCAUCCGCACCCUGCCGCAUCUGGGUCUUGGAGCAGUCUCAGCACUUGAGGGUGCA